GAUGGGGGACCUUGUUAACAGGACUACGCGGCAGGCCAUUUGCCUGGCAGAGAGCAGUGUUGUUUUCGGGGCCUAUACUUCCGUCAUUUUAUAUUUGACUUUAUAAACACAAGGGACGUUGUUGCAUGUGUAGCCUUGCUGUGCGUGCUGUAGCAAUAUCCCUCAGGAUCCAGCUGGAUGAAUAAAUCCGUGCUUUGCCGCAGCUGGGGAACUUGUUUCAUAGCGGAGGCAGCCUGGAUCUCCCCCUGAAAUAAGCAGACGUCAGAGACCUCGCCUGCUCGCUGCCGCUGCUGCUGCUGCUGUUACAUUUUAUUGCAAACUAAUCACAGCAUUGUUUGCGGGAUUACACUGCUGCCACAUGCACUAUGUGGCGAGGUGGAUGGCACGCCGGUGGUAGCUGUUAGACGUUUAUCGGCUUUUUUUUUAGUUUUAAACACCGUGCCUUGGCGGAAAGGAGAGGAUUUCGUUUUAUUUAAGGUCAAGUGACAAUGAAUGAGCAGGAUAGUGGUGUGGUGUCGUUUGAUGAAUAUGUGCGGCAGAAGGCCCGCACUGUGCCUCAGCACAGGAUGAAGGAGUUCCUGGAGUCCCUCGCCAAGGGCCCAGAAGUGCUGCAGGAGUUCAGCCAGCAGGGAGGGGCGACCACCACCACAGCCAUGGUGUACCAGCAGCAGGGCACCAACUGUGUCUACACGGACAGCACAGAGGUGGCUGGCUCUCUCUUAGAGUUAGCUUGCCCGGUACAGGUGACCUCGGCUGAGAUUUCACCUCAGCUAUCUGUCCAUCAAAGCUCUGAACAGCAGCUUCAAGUGCAGGUUCAGAUCCAGGAACAGCAGGACCUGCAGGGAAUCUCAACAGCCCACCUCGUCCCACAGGGAGAACUCACAGAGGAGCAACAACAGCAGAUUCAGGCACAGCUGGUUGCAGCUGUAGCAGGAGGACAACAAAUUCAGUUGUCAAGUGGACAACAAAUCCAGCUACAAGGAACGCAGCAGAUUCAGCUGCCGGAUGGCCAACAUAUUCAACUCGAGGCUGGUCAACAGAUUCAACACAUUCAGCUACAAGGUGGCCAACAGAUUCAGCUGCAAGGUGGUCAGCAUAUUCAGCUACAAGGUGGCCAACACAUUCAGCUACAAGGGGGCCAACAAAUUCAGCUACAAGGUGGUCAGCAGAUCCAGCUGCAAGGGGGCCAACAGAUCCAGAUCCAGACAAUAGAGGCCAUGUCUCCCUCCCACCAGCAGGACUCUCCCAGGGAGACAGACAGGAGGUCCGGUACUGUCUCAACUGUUCUCCAACCUGCCAAGAAGCGUAAGGUGGAUGUUCCCCUAGCAGUGUCCUAUGCCGUUCCACAGGGCCAGCAAGUGGCCACAGUUCUAGCCAUCCCUCAAGGGCAGCAGCAAAGUUAUGUGUCCCUAAGACCAGAUUUGCUCACUGUUGACAGUGCUCAACUGUACAGCACUACGGGAACAAUCACAGGUCCCACAGGGGAGACCUGGACCAUCCCUGUUUAUUCGACUCCACAACAGCAGGGUGUAACUCACAUUGCCAUACCACAGGAGUCGUACAGCACAGUGCAAGUUACUACAGCCAACGGUAAGGACAAAAUGUCCCCCAGUUCCUCAAUAAGGUCUGCAGAUGUGCAGUCAGCCUCUACCGGGACUCAGGAAGAAAUAGUACAGACACUGUUCCCGGCGCAGUUCAUGAACGGGAACAUUCACAUCCCUGUGGCGGUACAGACUGUAGAUGGGACUUACAACACUACACAGUCGGUACACAUAUGGGACCCAAAUCAACAGCAGAGCCAAGGAGAAGAGGGACAAGAGCAGCAGCUCCAUCUGCAGGGUCAAGUGGAGACGGAGGCUCAUGCAGAACCACCUUCGGAAAUUCUGGUUCCUGUCUGUCUGAAGCCAGAGGAGGGCCUGGAGGUCUGGCGCCUCUGGGUGAAGCGAAAAAACCUAGAGCUGAGCAAGCAGGAAAAGACAAAGCUUGCACCCAUAGGACGUCGUCAGCCUCUGCGUUUUCAAGAAGACUUGGUGUCCAGCGCAGUAGCUGAGCUAAACUUGGGUCUUUCCCUGAUGACGCAGGAGGCACGAGGAUCAGACGAAGAACAAUUUUCACCGGAUGUUCUAUAUUAUGUUUUCUUGUGUAUACAAAAGUAUCUGUCCGAAAAUGGACGAGUGGACGAUAUUUUCUCUGAUCCAUAUUACAUUCGUUUCUGUGAGUGUUUACACAAAAUCCUGGAUGGUUGGAGACCCAGUAUCCAUCCUUUAGGUUACGUCAUUCCAAGUCAUGUGACAGAGGAGAUGCUGUGGGAGUGUAAACAGCUUGGUGCCCAUUCACCAGGCACCUUGCUAACAACUCUAAUGUACUUCAACACUAAGUUUUUCCGCCUGAUAACACCUGAACAGCACAUGAAAGUAGCUUUCUCUAAGGUCUUGAGACACACAAGGAAGAACCCUACUAAUGCCAAGGACAAAGCGACCAGCAUCCGCCUUCUGAAAGGACAAAGUCCACACAAUGCCGGACAAAAAGGAACUGAUGACAUGUAUGAAGAGCAGAUCGAGGAUCCAGAGAAUCCUCUUCGAUGUCCCAUUAAACUUUAUGACUUUUAUCUCUUCAAAUGUCCUCAAAGCGUUAAAGGACGUAAUGACGCAUACUACAUGACUCCAGAGCCUGUCGUUGCGCCGAACAGCCCGAUGUGGUACUCGUCUCAGCCCCUCCUGAGUCAGCAAGUGGAGCAGAUGCUGGCACGCAUCAUCGUGGUGCGAGAGAUCCAGGAGAUCAUCGGCGCCGGUCCAGAGAACGUGAGCUAAGCUGAGAGGACUGACUCACAGGAGAUAGUUGUCCAGUCACUGAUUGCUGACUAUGCAGUACCCAUCCUGACUCGAUAAACCUCACUGGCCAUCUCAAAAAAAAAUUUUUUGAACUUGUGAAACAAGCGUUUCUCUUUGAGGAGUGCAUCAUGACAGCACGUGCCAGAUUCAAAGCAGUUUUCUCUUCUAGUAAUUUCUGUUUUCAGCUGAUGGGGUAAACUGUUAAACUUUCUCUUGACUACCUUUUUUUAAGCCCUUGCCUCUGUAACCUUUGAACUGAAAAGUAAGCAAGGCUUAAGUCAGUCUUAUCGAUUAUAAUAUGAGGAUAUUUAACCCUUCGCUCUUUAACCUCACAGACCAUUAACCACGUCUUACUUCUCAUUACGGUCCCAACCUGAUACAUUACAUCUUAAUGUUACAGGGACCACUGCUCUCAACUUUUUUUGUAUACUGCAUUUUGGAUCAUGUAUUGAUAUGUACAAAGCUGAAGAACUUGUGCCUGUUUUCAAAAAUGACGUCAUAAUUUAUGCUUGUGGAUCAUUGAGUGUGUUUAACCUCAAAUAUUCACAAGGUCAAGUGCUAUAUUGUAGUCAUUCAGGAGAUUGGAAACAUUUUUCUCAGGUCAAAGCCAGUGAUUGAAACCCCCAUAAAGGAUUUUUGCCAACUUA
This is a messenger RNA of Thunnus maccoyii (southern bluefin tuna), 3478 nucleotides long. RefSeq names its product transcriptional regulator QRICH1-like. NCBI's taxonomy places the organism in Eukaryota, Metazoa, Chordata, Actinopteri, Scombriformes, Scombridae. The transcript is spliced from 12 exons. The record is from RefSeq and is a predicted model, not a curated record. The coding region runs from base 489 to 2810 and encodes 773 amino acids.